This is a messenger RNA of Podospora pseudopauciseta, 2766 nucleotides long. RefSeq lists its product as uncharacterized. The record is from RefSeq and is a predicted model, not a curated record. The transcript has a single exon. NCBI's taxonomy places the organism in Eukaryota, Fungi, Ascomycota, Sordariomycetes, Sordariales, Podosporaceae. Gene Ontology annotation, molecular function: zinc ion binding; calcium ion binding. Bases 1 to 2766 code for a protein of 921 amino acids.
AUGGAUUCAUCUGUCGCAGCAUCCACGCUGACGAGGCAACGCAUUAGUGUGGCCUUAUUCUCGCUCGCGGCUACAGCAACAGUCGGCUUAUACUGCUACCGAUUAUACAACCCACAACCCGAACCCGGUGGUCGACUGCACAGGAGCAACGCCGUUCGACAUCGCAGACGUUCUGUGAACACCCCCGUAGCCGCUGAACCGCCAGGUCGCGCCCAAUCCGAGGCGUCCUACACGUCGGCUGAAUCCCAUGCCGACGAGAACGCUGAUAUCGACACCACAGUUCGACCCUUGGCCGAUGGCGAGACGGUCGCCGACGAUGCCCAGGAGCUCGAUGAUAACUGGUAUGAUGACGAUCAAAAUCAAUAUGGUCCCCAGGCACGAGCCGGUCAAAAUAUCGUGAGCUUGCUCUUUCGAGUCUCCGAGGACAACGCCCGGCGCAGCGCCUAUGUUCACCGAGGCUGCCAGUGCAACGGGUGCGGCAUUGUCCCGAUUCGUGGCAUCCGCUACCGCUGCGCCAACUGUGCCGAUUUCGACCUCUGCGAGACAUGCGAAUCCCAAGGCCUCCACACCAAGACGCACAUUUUCUACAAGAUCAGGAUCCCGGCCCCGCGCCUCGGUCCUCGCCAGCUUCAACCCGUGUGGUACCCUGGAGACCCCGAGAACUGCCUGAGACUGCUUCCUAAGAGAUUGAUGGCCAAGCUGUCCAAGGAAACCGGGUUCGAACGCCCAGAGUUGGAAGCUCUCUGGGAACAGUGGACGUUCAUGGCCAACACGGAAUGGAAGGAGGAUCCGGAUGAGCUGUGCUUGGCUAUGGACCGCAAGACCUUUGAGCGAUAUCUCGUACCCUCAGGAGACAGACAGCCUAUUCCGAAUUUGCUACACGACCGGAUGUUUGCCUUCUAUGACGACAAUAAUGACGACCUCAUCGGCUUCUCUGAAUUUCUCCGCGGCACAUCCUACAGGAAAAGAAAAAACAGGCUCAGGAAGAUCUUUGACGGAUACGAUGUGGAUAACGACGGUUUCGUGAGCCGCCGAGACUUCCUACGCUUGUUCCGCGCUUAUUACGUGCUCUUCAAGCAGAUGCAUAGGGACAUUCUGGAGGGGCUGGACGAUCAAGUCAUGAGUUCGACUGAGGUCCAACAGCUAGGAACAAGCAGAGCACCGUUGAGCAGUCUAUUUGGCCGCGAAGGCAUUUUCCAGCCGCCCGAAACCGAUCGCCCCUUGGAAGGAAAGGUUGUCAACGAAAGCCUGGGCGAAGUUCACAUUGCGGACGGAAACCCCCGGGCUGUGGCAACGGAUUCACCUGAUGUUUCCGACCGACAGUCAGUUUUGAAUGACUUGUUCGCAAAGCAAACUCAGACCCAGGAAAGCCUGUUUGUUCUGGCUGAUAGUAGGCCAUCGGCGAACAGAGAAAGCGGCAUCGAAUACCUGAACGCUCUCUUGAACCCACCAACCCGGACCAGCGAGCUACCGACUAUUAUAGUGGGGGAGUCGCCGCGCGGUGACCAGUUGAUGCUUGUUAUGAACGGCCCACAAGCUCACAUGACAAACGGUGAUGGUCAAGACGGCGGGGCCAGCGAGCAAACACCUCACCGAGUCGAGAAUGGCGCUUCCCCACCCGGUGAGGAGGCCAGUGAUAACUCCAGGGAGGGCGAAGGACGCGCCGGGGACCGUCACUCCGCUCGCGUUCCCUAUAUUGCCACCUCUAACCGACGUGUAAGGCUUGAAGCACGAAAAAAGCUAUUUGAUCGUUGGAAGAAGCGGCAGUUUUACUUGGAUGAAGAGGAAGGUGCUAUGGCUCCUGACGGCUGGCCUGAAAGCCUUGACGUCUUGGCACUGGCGAAUUCGUCAAUAGAAAGCUCAAAGGCUCCUCAACAGCCUUCUUUCUCGCGGUCACGAUCUUCAUCUAAAGUGCGAUUUGCUGAUGAUGAUGAUGAGUAUGACCAUGGCUACGAUACUGAUGCGAGAUCCAACAUCUCCAAUUCUUCACGGAGUAUACCAGAAAGAUGGGGCGGAAUGGAAAUCCCUGAUGCCGAAAGAGACGUGGGCAAGGAAAUCUUUUACCAAGUCAUUCAGCAGGCGUUCAACGAAAUACUCGAUACCCUCUUCAAACGCAAGGAGGACCUUGCGGUAAAGGCGGCGGAAACCAAGGAGGCGCGCGACAAAUGGAGACCGUCCUUUACAUCCAUCAAGCUCAAAGAGGUCGACAGGAACAAGCAGAAAGUUACCAAGAAGCGCAAGCCUGCUGAGCUGUCCUUGGAAGAGCUUCUUGCUGCUAGCGGGUACAGCGUUGACCAGAGCGAGGAGGAUGGAACCACUCUGGUGGGUUCAGCCUCUGAGAUUGUGCCAGACGAGUUGCCUGUUCUGCCAUCUGAGGAGCCUGCGGAAAUAUCAGCAUCAUCAUCAGAGGCGGCUUCUCAUCGCGAUCCAACGAUGCCGCAAUUUAGACCCAAUGGCGAUUCUGAAUCCGAACCCGCCGUCGAGACACCCUCUGACGAGGACCCUACCCCGGUCGAUAGAACCGCGGUGAAGGCGGAAAAAUCCAAGAAGGCCAGCAAGAAGAAUGGAUCAGUGUCUCCGCCAUCCUAUGAACAGUUGGUGGAGUGGAAACGACUGGAUCUGGCUGAGAAGGAGGCAAGCGAUCGCGGUGGAUGGGGCAGGCUCAGCUUCGAGGAAUUUGAGCGUAUCUACAAGGAGGAGGAAGCCAACGGUAGCCGGCUUGACUAUCUGGCUACCUGGAUCGACUUUUGCAUCCCGUAUCACUAG